Molecule: messenger RNA, 777 nt
Organism: Lolium rigidum
Lineage: Eukaryota; Viridiplantae; Streptophyta; Magnoliopsida; Poales; Poaceae
Product: splicing factor U2af large subunit B-like
Exons: 2
Coding region: 48-671 (207 amino acids)
Cellular component (GO): commitment complex; U2-type prespliceosome; nuclear speck
Molecular function (GO): pre-mRNA 3'-splice site binding; poly-pyrimidine tract binding
Source: RefSeq, a predicted model, not a curated record
CUCACGCUACCAGAUCCCACGCGCCGAGGUGCCGCCGCCGAUGAUGCAUGCCGCCCAAUCGCAUGGAUAACUGCUCGCCGCCGUUCGACGGCCACUACCACGAGCAGCCGACCUUUGAGCCCACGGUGAUUAGUAUGAUUCAUCUUUCUCCAGCUCAGGCCGCCAGAAUGGCCCUCAGCCCCAUCCACAUCAAUGACUACCCCUACCUGCUGCAUCUUUCUCCAGCUCAGGCCGCCACAAGGGCCCUCAGCCGCCUCAGCAUCAAUGAAGAUCAACCUCGUCAUGUAGUAGACCUCGUGUAUAAUACUUUUCUUCCAAGUCAGACCCAGCAGCUACCCUUCCAAGAAGGAGUAACCAAGGUGGUAUGCCUCACCCACAUGCUCCAGGGGUCGCACCACCUCCUCGAGCACGAUGAGUUUUAUGACCGCUUUGUGGACAAAGUCAAGGAUCAAGCAUGGGAGUUCGGUCACCUGGUCAAGCUCGUAAUCCCUCGGCCAAAUGUCGAUCCGGCUGGAGUCGGGAAGGUGUUCCUGCAGUAUGCGUGCCUCGGUGGCGCCAAUGUGUGCAAGAUCAUGAUGGAUAGGAGGUGCUGGAAUGGUGACAAGCAAAUCGUUGCCAGGUUCUAUCCGGAGGACAAGUUUGCUGCUGGAGACUACGCCUCUGGACAAUAAAUAGAUCAGUACCCAAAUCAAGUGAGGCGAUCCCUUGUCUUGUUCUGUCAACUACCUGAGUACUCCAUCUUUCCCGAAAUGUAGAGGUACCUUAGUUUUUUCAGAA